AUGGUUAUUCAAGCAAGACUUCCUACCGACCCCCAGUUUUGGAAAGAUUGCCCCUUGGAAAAGGGCUGUAUCAUAGAAUUUCCCUUGGAGAAGCCGGACGAAGAGGAAGCGGUGCAGAGCGAGGUCAGCAUGCUGGUGGAGGAAGUGGAGGAAGAUGGCAGUGGAUUGUGGCUGAAGGUUCGUCACCUGGGCAGCGCAGCCUUGUGGGCGCGCGAGAUGGCUAUCAGGCUGUUCUCAAGAGAAAGGAGACAGAUUCAUGUGUGCCGGGAAGGUUGUGCAGUAUGCAGCAUGGCUGACGACCCAAGGUCCUUCCACUUGGACGAGCUGGCCAUUUUUCCCGUGGGCAUGGAACCGCCAGAUUACGUGGAAAGAGGAAAACGAAAAGAGUGGAAGAAGCGCUAUGAGGAGAUUGUGAAGGAGGCUGCGGAAGUUGGCGGGCGCGGGGGCGCCAUGGCUUCCACUCCGGCGUUCCCGCCGGCGGCCCCGGACCGAAUCUCAGCCUUGAGGUCCCGGCUGCAAGCACGGACAAGGAGCGGAGCUGGAGCAGUUCACGGGCGAGGUAUCGUUCCUCCAGCCCCCCCACUAGCGCUGGCGGAUGCCGCCCGGGGCGCUCGGGCGGUCAAGACCGAGCCGGUGGGAGGUUCACAGCUCAGACUCCGGACGGCCGCGGAGGUCACGCUCGAUGCGGCCCGCGCUGGCAAGAGCCGUGACGCAGAUGGACCAGGAGGUACACGAGGGGGAGCGGCCAGCGACGGAGGCAGAGGAGGUCCAAGAGCCGCUCGAGGCGACAUCGGUCCCGCCGUUCCAUGGACGUCGACGGGACAGUCGGAGCCGAAGCGACUCGCGGGACUCAACAAGCGGAUCAUCAUCAGACAGUCUGGUGCCGCCCCUGCAAAAGAAGGCAGCGAGGGAACCCGGUUCCGUGCUAAGAAUGCUGCUCUCACGAAUGUUCGGGGAAGCUCUAGCCGAAGCCGCCGUGCCAGAAGGCCGCCUAUAGAGAGCGAGCUGGCUGGCGGCAACAAGCUGUCGAGCUAUUUCCAAAUUGUCGCCAAGCCGCAGAUACCAGGCAAGGUGAGGGAUGCGAGAGAGCUGGAGACUCUCGCCAGAUGUGUGGAUCUGCUGAAAGCCGGGCGCCUUCCGGAACUGGGCGAUGCGCUGGCGGGCAGAUUUCUGGCGGUGGAAAGCGCGGCCCUUACAAACAACUGGCACGACGCGCAGCACUUGGAGGUGGUGCCAUCGCGUCACAACGGGCUUGCAGGCCCCGCCGUGCUCCUUCAAGCCCAGCGGCACGCGCGCCAGGUAGAGAAAGCUGCCGGGCGCGGGGGCUGGAGGAGGAUGAAUACGGGCGGCGGCGGCGGCGGCUACACCCAGCCGAGUGGACCCGCUCGAGCAGACGAAAAAGGAGGCGACGGCCGCAGGAGAGAAGUGAGUCCAGAGGCCAAUGCCCCGCGCGCAGGUGUCGCUGGGGAAGAUGAGCCAAAUUCAGAAUUUUGGGCAAGAUUUGAAGCCCCUAUACAGGCCUUCGAUCGGGAUAACCCGGAGGUCGAAGACGUCAGUUGGGUGCCAGUGGAAUCUGGCCCCUAUCAAGUGGUCGUGGACUGUUCCCGCUGCCAGUGGACUGGAGCCUUGGAGGAAGGACGGGAGAUGCUCGUUUCCCUCAAGGGGUACAGGUUGUUUCCCCCCUUGAUGUUUGGAAUGAUGUUUUGGCUAAAAAGAAUUUCUUACGAUGGUGAGGAGUUUGUUGACCCGGUCCCCUUAACCUUAGAGCAGAUUUUUCAGAGCCUGCCUCCACUUGGUCAUGGGGGUUCAGUUGAGCUUGAGCCGCUGCUGGUUGGUCAUGCUAAGCACUUAAUACGACAUCCAGAAAAGAUUCUUCUAGAUGAAGCCCUGAAGGAACCUGGCCCCAACAAGGCGCGGGUGCAUAUCACCCCCGGGGAAGAGCUGGGUAUUUGGCACCUCCUGCACGAGCGGGAGAUAGUUGAGUGGAUCAAACUGGAUGCUGUAUAUUCCGACGGGGGAGGCCCCUACCUUUCUGGAAUGUUUGGGGUGCCCAAGGCUGGGCGUUGUACUAGCGCGGGAAACCCGCUGCUCAGGGUGAUCAUGAAUCUCAAGCCAAUAAACCGGGCGCUAGAAAUCAUUCGUGGAGAUAUCAGCGAGCUCCCCAUGGCAACCAUGUGGGGACAGCUGAUCUUGGAAGAAGAUGAGUUGCGGCGACAGACGCUCGCUCCCCCUUGGUUUGUGGAUAGCCUUCUGCGAUCCGUGCUGCAUGAGGAGGUCGUAGAGUCCUGGAAUGAGCAUGGCGUGCUGCGUGCGGAAGAGAAGCACAUCCUAGCAGCAACAGAUGCCGUUGAGUUGGGGAUCAACAUCCAGGGGGAUGUCGGCCCGCGAUGGCAGUACUUAGCCAGAGCUGGAACUACACCAAGCAAGGCGCUUAGCAUGCUAAUCUGCUUGGCACCCUUGUUACACAUGGACAUCAGAAUGCCGUUUUCACAAGUGGUAACAUGUUCGGAUGCCUCUCACUUUGGUGGGGCAGUAGCUGUUGCCGAAGCGCUGGGCAGCGCUGGCCAACAGCUGUGCCGCCGGCUCUCUUCCCCGGAACUUGAGGCCAUUGCUGCACCGCUGUUGGUGGUGUCUGCCUUCAACGGCAUCGGUGGAGCCUUCAGGGGGUAUGACCUGGCAGGGGUCAAACCGCAGGGCCUCAUAGCCAUUGAAUGGGACAGAGCCGCCCGUCGAGUUACCCGAAAAGCCUGGCCACAAGUCAUUGAAUUCGGUGAUAUUGAAAAAAUCACCAGACGGGACGUUCAAGACUGGGCAAACCUCUUCCCACGUGUCACGCACGUGCACGUGGUUGGGGGUUUCCCAUGUGUCCACCUUUCGGCAGUCCGCGCGGGGCGCCAGAACCUGGAGGGUGAUGGUUCGCGGCUCUUCUGGUGCCUGACGCGGCUGAUCCGCUGGGUCAAAGAGGCCUUUGGUGCCAGCGCCCGGGUGGACUUCUUGAUCGAGAACGUGCUGAGUAUGGACACCUCGGCACGCGCAGCAAUCUCCCUAGAGUUGGGCGUGGAGCCCUAUGCGCUCUGCCCUUCGGAUAUGCUGCCUUACAAUCGCCCGAGCUUGGCUUGGGUCAGCCCGACUAUGCAAGAAGGUGACGGAAUCCGGCUGGAGCCACUUGAAGGGUUCACCCGGGUUCAUAUGCGCGGCGGCGGCAUCUCCGAUCUUCAAUGGUUAGAGCCUGGGUGGUCCAGAUACAACCCAGCUGCUCCACUGCCAACCUUCAUGAAGUCAAUCCCUCGUCACCGGCCCCCCGAAAGGCCUGCGGGACUAGCUCGAUGUGACCAAGAUUGCAUUGAAAGAUGGACGUCAGAUUCUUUCAGGUUCCCUCCAUAUCAAUACAAGCUGGAGAACCUCCUGCAGAACGCGGCUGGUGAUUUGCGGUACACAUCCGCUAGUGAACGGGAACUGCUGCUCGGUUUUGGGUUCAAUCAUAUUCAUUUUGCUUUCUCAGCCAGCGAGAGCAAGGGCCAGGAACUGGCUUUCGAGGACAAACGGCUGCGACCCAUUAAAAAGGGCAAGUCGCUGGCCGAACGUCAGGCCGCGCGACGUGGCAUCUCGCUUCGGGGGGUUGGCAUCAGUGCCACAACCGAGCACAGGUACAAUUCGGCCAUGUCCACGUUGCUGCCCAGCUUGGAGCUCGCUGGGUCCAUGGAUGACCUCGACCCGCUCUGUGAAGAGUGGAUUGAAGCUCAAUGGGUGGCUGGCACUCCCCUCGGCAUCAUUGGGGAUGCUCUUUGCGGGGUACAUUUCUACUGGCCUCAAAGCAAGGGCUUUUUGAAGGGGUCUUGGCGCCUCUAUCGAAACUGGCGCCGUAUUGAAGUGCCCCAGCGAGCUCCACCCUUGCCCCGCUUGGUUUGCCGAGCUCUCAUCAGCUUCUUCUUGGAGUGCAAUGAACCCACAAUGGCCUUUCUGCUUGCAUUAGGUUUCCAUACCUACUUGCGCACAGGAGAGAUCCUCAAGCUCACCGCUCAAGAUGUUGCUCUCAAUUCUCAGCAUGGAGUUGUUACAAUCCGACGUAGCAAGACAGGUCUCCGAUUCAACAUCGAUGAAGCCGUAGCCAUCAACGAUCUGAGUCUUUUCUCACUUUGGGAGCUAUGCCAUCUAGAGCGUGCGCUGGCACCGGGUGAUCUCAUCUGCCGCCGUAGCGCAAAUGCUUUUCGGCAAUUGUUCUAUCAGGGGAUCCAUUUCUUCAAACUUGAUCACAUUGGUUUUGCCCCCUAUUCAAUUCGUCGGGGAGGCGCUACGCAUAGUUUCCAGACUUCCCAGAGCCUGGAAAGUAUCCUCCUCAGAGGACGCUGGCGCGCCUUAGGCGUUGCCAGACUUUACAUCGAAGCCGGCCAGGCAGAGUUGUCUCAACUUCAGGUGUCCCCACAGUCUCAACGAUUGCUCGCUUCCUUCAACCGAGGACUUCCACCUCAAAUGUUACCUUGA
Messenger RNA from Cladocopium goreaui, 4482 nucleotides. Lineage: Eukaryota; Dinophyceae; Suessiales; Symbiodiniaceae. The record is from the annotation of a GenBank genome assembly.